Corylus avellana is the source of this 888-nucleotide messenger RNA. Lineage: Eukaryota; Viridiplantae; Streptophyta; Magnoliopsida; Fagales; Betulaceae. The record is from RefSeq and is a predicted model, not a curated record.
AUGGGUAUUUUCAUUCUUCCUAAAAAGAUUAUUAGAGCUAUUGAACAAAAGUUCAAUAGAUUUUUAUGGAAUGGGAAUGAAGAAGGUGUAGCUAAAGCAAAGGUUUCUUGGUCUGAUCUCUAUUUUCCUAAAAAGGAGGGAGGUUUGGGUUUAAAGAAGCUUGAUAUUUGGAAUCAAACUUCUAUGCUUAGGCAUAUCUGGAGUAUUUUUGCUAGGUCUGGUUCUAUUUGGGUUGCCUGGUUUAGAGAAAAUCUAUUAAAAAGAAGGAGUUUUUGGAGUGUAGGUAUUCCUCAGAAUUGUUCAUGGAGUUGGAGAAAAAUUUUAAAGCUGAGAUCUAUUGCUAAAAGGUUCUUGAAGUUUGAAGUUGGGAAUGGGGAUAGCAUUCAUAUGUGGCUGGAUUUGUGGCAUCCGGUAGGAGUUUUGAUUGAGCAAUAUGGCUUCAGGGCCAUUUAUGAUGCUCAAAGUAAUAUUAAAGCUAAGCUGUCUUCUGUCAUUUGCAAUGGAGAUUGGUUCUGGAGACCAGCAAGAUCAGAAGCUCUAGUUGAUAUUCAAGUUAGGCUUUCUGAAGAUAGGCUACUUACAGGGGAGAGGUUACUCAAAUGGGGUUAUAAGGGUGAGCUGGGUUGCAAUAAGUGGGGAAAUAACUCUCUUAAAUGCUUGAUAUGUCAAUUGGUUCUUGGUUCUGUUGUUUAUAAUCUCUGGCAUACUAAAAAUGAACUUAGACAUGAUGGUGUUCCAAAAACUGAAAAACAGUUAUUGAAGCAGAUUUUCUGGGAAAUCAGGGCUAGAAUUGCUAUAAAAAGAGGUUUUCCUAGAACUAGGGAGAACCUUUUGUUGUGUUCAUUGUGGAACUUGUCUUCUGCCAUCCUCUGUAAUGUUGGCUUGUAG